GCCCUCGCACGAGCUGUGGCAGCGCGAGCGCAGCGGCGUGCUCGGCUCUCUGAAGGAGCGGGCGCAGAUGAUCGCGGAGGCUUUCAACAAGAUGGAGGGCUUCGAGUGCAAUGUUGUGCAGGGCGCUAUGUAUGCGUUCCCCAACAUCACGCUGCCGCCUAAAGCCAUUGACGCGGCCAAGAAGGCCGGCAAAGCUCCCGACGUGUUCUACGCGUUCAAACUGCUGGAAGAAACAGGCAUCUGCAUCAUCCCGGGCAGCGGCUUCGGGCAGCGGCCCGGCACGCACCACUUCCGCACCACCAUCCUCCCGCAGCCGCCGCUGAUGCGGGAGAUGCUGCAGAUCUUCAAGAACUUCCACAGCAAGUUUACGCAGGAGUUCGCAUAAACGGACAGAAUCUGGUGAUUUUAUGUUGACUCAACCUCACCCUCACUAUUCGAGCCCGCGUCACCACACUAGUACUUAUCUUGGCGAUUUUAAGCUAAGCUAUAUGGCCCAUUUUAAAAUUGACACAUAAUGGAAGGCACCAGAAAUGACGGCAAGGCAACGGAGGGCGCCGACCACAUUCAGAUUUAUGCAUUGACAUUCCGAUUCGCGGAGAGUAUAGCGGAAAGAGAUUCGGGGGCGUAAAAUAACUUUUUGUUCUUUGAACCAUUUUGAAAGAUCUCAUUUUAUAUUAGCGUAGGUACCUACACGUUUCAAAAAUAUACUGCAAACAGCAUACUUAUCGCUAACCGGUAUUGAAGUACCUACAGUAAUUAUUGUAGAUUGAAAAGUUAGUUAAUGUAUUUUUUCAAAUGCUUUUAAUGUGUUUGAAGUCAUAAUAUGUACUAGGAAAACAUAGGUGGGUAGGUAAUUAUAUAGUACUGGUUUUUUAACG
This is a messenger RNA of Pararge aegeria (speckled wood butterfly), 878 nucleotides long. RefSeq names its product alanine aminotransferase 1-like. Bases 68 to 385 code for a protein of 105 amino acids. Lineage: Eukaryota; Metazoa; Arthropoda; Insecta; Lepidoptera; Nymphalidae. Gene Ontology annotation, molecular function: L-alanine:2-oxoglutarate transaminase activity. The record is from RefSeq and is a predicted model, not a curated record. The transcript has 3 exons.